Periconia digitata is the source of this 2123-nucleotide messenger RNA. Lineage: Eukaryota; Fungi; Ascomycota; Dothideomycetes; Pleosporales; Periconiaceae. The record is from the annotation of a GenBank genome assembly.
ACACCAUGCCUCCACUUCCGGACGGCAAGAUCUACUCGGCGACAUAUAGCAACGUACCUGUGUACGAGCUCAAUGUCGCCGGAAACCACGUAAUGCGCCGUCGUGCUGACGACUGGAUUAAUGCGACGCAUAUUCUCAAAGUAGCCGACUACGAUAAACCGGCCCGUACGCGCAUUCUCGAGCGUGAGGUGCAGAAAGGUGUACACGAGAAGGUCCAGGGAGGGUAUGGCAAGUACCAAGGCACAUGGAUUCCACUGGCAGAAGGCCGUCUCCUUGCUGAGCGCAACGGGGUACUUGAGAAGAUGCGGCCCAUUCUCGACUUCGUGCCUGGCGAUAGGAGCCCACCACCAGCUCCGAAGCAUGCUACAGCUGCGUCAAAUCGCCCUAGGGCCGUACGUCAAAACAAUGCCGCAGUUGCUGCUGCUGCAGCCGCGGCAGCAGCGGCGCAAGCACAAGCACAAGCACAAGCAACAGCAGCAGCCGCGGUAGCUGCAGCGGGACAAAAUGCCUUUUCCUCGAACAUCUCGCAAACACAGAUCACCGAGGACCCUUUCGAGGAUACGCAACGACAACAACACUCUAUCUAUCGCGAUCAAACACCCGACAAUGAGACAGUCAUAUCUGAAUCUAUUCUGGGAGACCAGGACAUGCUCACAGGGUCACAAUAUUCGGUUGGAAGUCGUAAACGCAAACGGGAUGUGGACCGCAUGUCUGUUCAAGACUCCCAGCAUCAGAUGUGGGCGGAUGCUUUGCUUGACUAUUUCAUAUUGCUAGAUUCGGAGGAAGGCUUCGUUGCACCUCCGGAGCCCCCACCCACAGUUAACUUGGAUCGCCCCAUCGAUGAAAAGGGGCAUUCGCCUAUGCACUGGGCGGCGGCGAUGGGCGAUGUUGAAGUAGUGAGGGAACUGCACAGUCGAGGCGCACGGCUAGACUGCCUAUCCAACAACCUGGAGACGCCCCUCAUGCGUGCGGUCAUGUUCACCAACAACUUCGACAAAAACGUGAUGCCCAGUAUGAUUAAGAUAUUCGCGCAAACAGUCCCGAGAACAGACUGGUUCGGUAGCACCGUGUUCCACCACAUUGCAGCGACCACUAGCAGCACCAACAAAUUCGUAUGCGCGCGAUAUUAUCUUGACUGCAUUAUUAAUAAGCUGUCCGAAACGUGGAUACCGGACGAAGUCACAAGGUUAUUGAAUGUACAAGAUCAGAAUGGAGACACUGCUGUCAUGAUUGCUGCACGAAACGGAGCCCGCAAGUGUGUCAGAAGUCUGCUGGGACGCAACGUCACCGUAGAUAUACCCAACAACAAGAAUGAGACGGCGGACGACCUCAUUAGAGAAUUAAACUCGCGGAGACGGACGAGACCGCGGCAAGCUUCAUCCUCGCCAUUUGCGCCGCCAUUGGAACAUGGCAUAGCUGGGGCCCAUCUGAAUGGCAUCGGUUCGUCCUCACUUCUAUCACUUCCUUUUCCCACCCUUCGGGUACAGGAACCACAGCAGUACCGUUCGCAGACAGCCUCGCACCUCAUGAACAAGGUCGCCCCGACACUACUCGAAAAAUGUGAAGAGUUGGCCGCAGCGUAUGAAGCGGAGUUACAAGAGAAGGAAGCUGAGUCAAGGGAUUCCGAGCGUGUAGUCAAAAAACGUGAGGCAGAGUUGGAGGCGAUUCGCAAACAAGUAGCGGAGCUUGCAACCAUGCAAGAUGGAAUGCACAUUGAUCUGGGUGAUGACCGAAUGGACGAACAGCAAGAAGAAGAGUUGGCAAUGUUGGUGGAUGAAGCCGAGUCACUUCUGGAAAUAGAGCAGAAGGCGGAGCUACGGCGACUAUGCAAUUCCACCCAGCAACCCAACUCCAAUUCCCCGUUGGAUUUGAACGAGAAGCUGAGACUCGCACUGCUACUCCAUAACGCGCAGCUUGAGCGGCAAGCGUUGGUACGAGAAGUCGUUGGCAACCUGUCCGUGGCAGGUAUGGGCGAAAAGCAGGGUGUCUACAAAGGUCUCAUCGCAAAGGCAUUGGGCGAGCGCGAAGAGGACAUCGAGUCUAUGUUGCCAGAAAUCGUCAAGGAACUAGAAGAAGCGGAGACGCAGGAGCGUGCAGAAGGACUGGUACAGAGUCCACUGUAA